Molecule: messenger RNA, 705 nt
Organism: Nymphaea colorata (pocket water lily)
Lineage: Eukaryota; Viridiplantae; Streptophyta; Magnoliopsida; Nymphaeales; Nymphaeaceae
Product: FAS1 domain-containing protein SELMODRAFT_448915-like
Exons: 1
Coding region: 1-705 (234 amino acids)
Source: RefSeq, a predicted model, not a curated record
AUGGCUCCGAACCUCAGCCUGCUUCUGCUAAUGGGCAUCAUAGUGGGUGUGUUUGCUGAUGAUGAACCACCACAAAGAGUUGAUAUCUCUGUGGCAAUCACAGAAAUGCAGGAAGCAAAUUACUACACUUUUGUGACUCUGAUUCAGAUGCUGCAGGACAGUAUUCCAGAAAAUGCUACAUUUCUGAUGCCAAGUGACCGGAUUCUGGCCAGGGUCCAGGUAAAUGAGAAUGCCAUUUCUGAGUUUGUCAGGAGCCAUAUGAUUCCAUCUCCUCUUGUGUAUGAACAGCUCAAACGUUUCCCAUCGGGAUCCUUGAUCCCCACGUACUAUCCAAGUCACAUGCUCAGGAUAUCUACUCACAACAGAAGAAUUUUGCUCAAUAAUGUCCAAAUUGUCCGGCCGAACGUUUGCACUGCAGGCUCCUCCAUCAGAUGUCAUGGAAUCAAUGGAGUGUUGGUGCAUACAAGUGAAAGUGACAGACCCGCCACACCGAACCCACCUAGCACGGCUCCUUCUCCACCAUCUCAGACUGCAACUCCAAACAUAUCACCAGUUCCACCAAUGACUCCACCAUCUGCAGAAGAAGAUGGAGCCCCAUCACCCACCAUGGAGCCCCAAUCGGUGGCCUCGAAUCUGAUGGUUGGACGAGAACAUUUUGUCUCAUUUAUAUCAUGUGCGGCGGUUUUCCUCAGUGUGGUCUUUUAA